AAAUGGAGUGUAAUAUUGAUGAUUUGCCAGAUGUUGUAUUAGAAUAUAUUUUAAGUUUAAUUCCACCAUACAAGAAUCUUCAAGAAUGUAAACUUGUAUCCAAAAGAUGGUUUCGUGCCACCAAAAAUUGGUUUCAAAUGUUAAUAUAACCAUAAUUGUGUUUCAUCAUAAUAAAAUUUGAAAUUGGUCUAAUAUUUGUAUAACAUAUACAUAAAAAUUUCUCUAUGAUGUAAUACAACACAAUAAAACACAUUUUCAUAAGUCUGUGGCUUACGGAUCAUUGCUUUGGAGUUCAUGGCCAUCCAAACACUGGAUGCCUACAAUUGCAAAGAGACAUUCACAUUCUGCUUGUACAUAUGAAAACUCUAUGUAUGUUUUUGGUGGAUGUACUGCUACGUGCACAACAUUCAAUGAUUUAUGGAGAUUAGAUUUGGAUACAAGGAAAUGGGUCAGAUUAAUUACAAUGGGAACUUAUCCAUCUCCAAAAGCUUGUGCUACUAUGUUGUAUUACAAAAAGAGUUUCAUUUUAUUUGGUGGCUGGUCCCACCCAGCGCUAUAUUCUGUUCACCAGCAAUCAAGGUUAUUCAAUGAAUUACAUGUGUAUUCUAUAGAAUCCAAUAAAUGGAUUGCUAUAAACACCUUGGAAACACCUCCACCUACUUCAGCACAUUCUGCAUCAAUUCACAAAAAUUGUAUGAUUGUUUUUGGUGGUAUAUGUAAUGGAUAUAGAUCCAAUGAUGUAUGGUGUUUAAAUUUGGAUUCCUAUAGUUGGCAUAAGCAAGCUACUUCGAAUUUGAAACCACAACCACGUUAUGGUCAGUCUCAGAUUGAGCUUGGAGAUAAACAUCUCCUUAUAUUAGGUGGUUGCACUGGACCUAAUGUUGCUAUGAACGAUGCUUGGUUAUUGAAAAUGGAAGGUACAGCAUGGACGUGGAAAAAAGUAAACAUGCACAAUACUGAAUGGGCUCCAACACGUAUUUGGUGCCACCAGGCUUGUAAGGUAGGAAAUCAUGUUAUUGUUCUUAGUAUAAAUAAGUGUCAGAAUAAGCCAAACGAUAUGAGUAUAUCGCUCAAGAAAGUGACUUGCCAAGCAGCACCUUCAUCAAGAACAAAUAAUUCAUCUCCAUUACAUGCAAGACAAGGGAGUGUAUCUCAUAUUGAUAGAGACGUAAACAUUAAUGGACGACAUGGAUCUUUUUCAGAAAUAUCUGUACAAAAUCCACGUCCUUCACAUCAUCUACCUAAUUUUACGAAGAAUUUAACUUUAUGUUAUGAUAAUAUGUUAAGUAUGACCGCCUUUCGCAACGAACCAGUGCGUUAUGACAUUAACAGUCAUCGACAACGACAAUUAGAAUCUCUUCGUAGAAUGGAAGAAAGUAUUAGAAAUCGAAGAACGCAAUCAAAAUCUGCAAAGAAAACAAGAAAUACGUUAUCCAUAUUUGUGUUAGACAUUACGAAUGUUUUAUGCGAUGAAUGUAGUGCUUCGUGGAUUCCUUUAAAACACAGUGAUCAGUCAGGUCCUAACGAAAGAAUUCUUUAUUCACUCGUAGCUGGUCGUGGUGAAUUAAUAGUGUUUGGAGGUAUUGCUAAAGAAUAUAUACAAAGCCAUCCUGAUAUGGAUGAGCCUGAAGUCUACAAUGAUCUCCAUUUUAUAAAUCCACCAAGAUAUGUUAUUUAAUAUUUUGUAGAAUAAUAAAUAAUACACUUUUAUGUUCGAUAAAAGAUAA
Molecule: messenger RNA, 1727 nt
Organism: Bombus terrestris (buff-tailed bumblebee)
Lineage: Eukaryota; Metazoa; Arthropoda; Insecta; Hymenoptera; Apidae
Gene: Fbxo42
Product: F-box only protein 42
Exons: 8
Coding region: 314-1678 (454 amino acids)
Molecular function (GO): protein binding
Source: RefSeq, a predicted model, not a curated record